Rotaria socialis is the source of this 3033-nucleotide messenger RNA. Lineage: Eukaryota; Metazoa; Rotifera; Eurotatoria; Philodinida; Philodinidae. The record is from the annotation of a GenBank genome assembly.
AUGAUAAAUGAUAAUUUAAUGGAUGCAACAGAUACAAAUCAAUCGAUGACAACAACAUUUAAUGUUGAUCGAUUUCGUCUACCGAAUGAAAGUGAUCAACAAUGGCUUUAUCGAAAACAGUUUAUUGACGCAUUUCGAUCUGAUUACAAUGAAGAAAGGCUUUUAUGUCUUGCGCAAUGUUACGCGAAUACAAAAUGUCUUGGAUGCAAAUAUUCGGAACCAUUAAAAUCAUUACUUGAUCAACUUUCUGAAAAACUUUCGAAUUCUUCGGGAAAACGUCCAACAAGUCAGGAAUUAACUGGUGUAAAUAAUAAACGUAAUGCACUUAUGACAAAUACAGCAAUGUCCAACGUUCCACUGAAUUCAUCUUUUUCCAGUUUUCCAAAUUUUAUUUCAUUUUCAUCAUCUUUCCCAUCUAAUCCAGUGUCACCAUCAACACGAACACCACCGCCACCGCCACCGCCACCGAUACCACCUCAACAAGUCAAACAAACACCAGUAGAUCCAAAAGUCACGUUAUAUGAAUCUGCUGAAACAAAACUUAUUCGUCUACGCACAUUUGCUGAGCAACUGAAACAAUUCAUUGAAGCAGCUCAAAAUCGUACGAAUAGUGAUGAAAAUGAUCAUGCUAUUGAAGAUAUAUAUCAAAUUGGUAAUCAACAACGUUUAUUUAUUGAUUAUCGUCCAGAUGAUUCCAUAAAUCAAUUGAGUUCUCAUGGAACACAUGCUACUUCGUUUUUAACACAAACAUUUCGUGGUAAACUUUAUAUUGACGAAGUUUAUAUAACUGCCGGUCAAGGUACUAAUAAAAAAUUUUGUAAAAGAAAUUGCUUUCAACAAGCACUAAAUCGAUUUUUAAAUGAAAGUUUUGACGUUAAAUUAUCUUUAAAUAAAGAUGACCGUGAACAAUAUGAGCUGAUAAAAAUAACUUCAAAUGAAGACCAAGACGAUUUUAGUACAUAUGAGGAUGAUGAAGAUAAAGAAUCUUUUACUAUACCAUCAAAUCAUCCAAUGUCUAAUACAAAAAUGAAUUUUGUGCAUGCGCGUGAUACAACAACAAUAGCUGGACGUACAGCUCGACAACAAAGUAAACUCGAACAACAAUAUUGGCAACAAUGGGGUCGAGGAUCGCCUUUAUUCACAAAGCCAAAACGUAUUCACCGACCUUUAUCCCCGCCACCACCUGUACCUCAUCAAACGAUAAACAAUAAAACAAUGGCAACUAUUGAAGCAGUAGCCACAACACCAUCUAGCGUUGCAGCAGUUAUUGCUGAAAUAGAACAAGCAGCUCAACAACAACAGCAGGAAAAUAUGAAUAAUAACCCGCCUGUGUAUUCAUUUCCAACAAAAACAGUCGAUGAUCAAAUGAACAAUAAAAAAUCAAUACAACAACCAAUAUGUUCUGAAGCAGCUAAAAAUGCUGUUGAUCCUGUUUUAUUAUCUCAACAACGUGCAAAAUUAUCUAAAAUGCAAACAUUUCUUUUUAGUUUAUUGAAUACUUUAGCUGAUGCGAGUCAUUCAAUUGAUCUUAUAUCAACACAAAUCAAUAAAUAUCAUUUGCAUUCAGAUUUUGAAUGUGCUGAUAAAGCAACAUCAAAUGGUUUUCAUGGACAUUUAAUUAUUGAACAUAUUGAAAUUGCUAAUGGAUAUGGUAUUAAUAAAAAAUUAGCAAAGAAACAGGCAUAUUCUAAUGCAUUAAAAUCCAUUUCAGCAGCUAAAUCAUUUUCCCUUGAAUUACAUAAUGAAACCCGUUGGGUAUUAGUAUGUCAUCAAGAUGAGUUAGGUCUGCUUAAAGUACCGCCACCUCGUCGGCCAGUAUCAUUACGCAGCGAAGAAAGGCAAACUCGUUGGGGACCACCAACAAAUCUAUCUGCUGUUACUGCAUCUACAACAUCAGCUGUACGUCAUUUUCAUGAACGUCGAGUUGAAGAAGGCACACAACGUGAACAAGAAUAUUAUACAGCAGCUGGUGUAUGCAUUCCUCCACCGGCAUUGAUUGAACCUCCAUUAACACGUGUCGAGAUUGGAAAAGAUCUAUCGAAAUGUAUUUCAUCGACCGACGAAUCUAUUGUGAAUAAUAUUCGUCGUCUUAUUCCAAAUACAUUUGUUGUUUUUGAAUUACUUGAUUUUGAUGAAACGAUUCCAGGUCACUAUGUUUCGAUGUUAUUUACAUCCUUGUCAAAAAAUAAACUUGAACUUAAAUAUGAAUUCGUUCAUGUACCCAAUGGAUUUAUGAUAACCUAUACGAUUAAUAAUCGAUUUUUCAUGUCAUGGAUAGCGCCAACUAAAGUUGCAGCUAAACAAGCUGGUGCAAAAAAAGCAAUUGAAAUGCUAAAAACACUCUAUCCAAGUAUCAAAACAAAACAUCUUGCUAGUGAUAUGUCUACCAAUGAAAAUGAAAAUGAAAUCAUAAAUAUGAAAUGUAAAUUAAUAACACGCUCACAACUACAUGAUCAACAAUCAUUAACAGCAUCUUUAACAACAAUGGCUACAAAUGAACCGAAAAAGGAAGAGAUGGGCUCUAAAUUAUUAAAAAAAAUGGGUUGGGUUGGUGGUGGUAUCGGUAAAGACUUGCAAGGUAUUGCCGAGCCAAUACAAAUUGAAGAUUUACAAGGACGAAAAGGCUUGGGUAGUAACGGUUUAUUUCCAAAUCAAAUAUUUAUAAAAAAUUUACGACGUGUACUCGAAGAAUUUAUUUCUAACAACGACGACGACGGAGAAUUACAAUUUGCGAAUGAAUUUAAUAGUGAAGAAAGAAAAUCUAUCCAUAAAGAAGCUAUGAAACUACAUUUAACAUCAAAUUCUUAUGGUCGUGAUGGUGAACGACGUAUUCGUGUUACACAAAAACGAAAUGUUGAUCAGCUUGUUGAUCAUUUAUUAACACAUGGCGGUGAAACAGCCCGAUAUGAAUUAAAAGCUCAAACUCAACCUAAACCUAUUAUAACACAAUUAUCACAACGUUCAUGUGUUAAAAUGGGCCCAGUAUCGCCGAAAUGGAUGGCUCCUGAUGCUUGUGAUGAUGGAACUUUAUAA